GGGCAGUGUUAUCCUUGCGAUCGAUGGUCUGUGAUCGUCAACAUACUAAAGCAAAACAACAACAACGGAGCAAAGGAAUCGAUGUGUGAGACUCGCCCACAGCACAGGCCAAACAACCAUGAGCGGUUCCGAAAAAGCGCAGUCGACUCUCCAACCGAUUUUUGAUCAAUAUUGGAAGCAUUUCGGAGAUUCACAAAUCGAUAAGGCUCUUGAAUUCUAUCAUCCAGACGCCGUCCUUAUCGAAACUGGAAAGUCUGGGCUGUAUGGCAAGGACGCGAUCAAAAGAGAAAAGCUCAAUUUCAGUCAGCAAACCGGCAAUGCUCCGAUGAAGUGCCUCAAUGAGAAGUACCAAAUGACUGAUGAUUACAUAAUCUACAAUGCUGACUACGAAAUUAACUCGGAAAAAUCUGGAAAGAUGAGGGGGAGAUUUUGUCAAAUUUGGAAAAAGCUCAACAACAAAUACCUUAUUCUUCGCGAGGAAUAUUCUGCUGCCGCAUAGGAAUCUCGACUGUUAUAAUUUGGUAUUAUGUACAUUUUCAUACUGUAUAUGACAGUGCUUAUUGAGCAUGUUUCACUUGUAGUUCCUUUUUCUUUAUCAUAACCAAAUUCUAUGAU
Cylicocyclus nassatus is the source of this 615-nucleotide messenger RNA. The record is from the annotation of a GenBank genome assembly. NCBI's taxonomy places the organism in Eukaryota, Metazoa, Nematoda, Chromadorea, Rhabditida, Strongylidae.